AUGAACAGCCACGCGGCCGGAACAAGCAACGGCGGAUCCGGGGAUGCGGCCGCCGGGGGCGCGGCGAGGAGGAACACCAGGAUGCCCAAGUAUUCCAAGUUCACACAGCAGGAGCUGCCGGCCUGCAAGCCGAUUCUUACUCCAAAAUGGGUUGUCUCUGUUUUCUUCAUCGUCGGGGUCAUCUUUGUUCCCAUUGGUGUUGUUUCACUGCUAGCUGCAAGAGAUGUUGUUGAGAUUAUUGAUCGGUACGAUGAGGCAUGUGUGCCAAGCAACAUGACUGAGAACAAGCUUGCUUACAUCCAGAAUGAGACCAUAUCCAAAGAGUGCAUAAGGAAUCUUACGGUUACGAAGGACAUGAAGCAGCCUAUUUUUGUGUAUUAUGAACUUGAUAAUUUCUACCAGAACCAUAGGAGGUAUGUCAAGAGCCGAAAUGAUGCACAGCUAAGAGAUGCUAGUAAAGCUAACCAGACAUCCGCUUGUGAACCUGAGAAGACCACGGCUAAUGGGCAACCAAUUGUUCCUUGUGGUCUCAUUGCUUGGAGCUUGUUUAAUGAUACAUAUAAUUUCACUCGUGGUAAUGAGAACUUGACAGUGGACAAGAAAGACAUUUCCUGGAAGAGUGAUAGGGAGCAUAAAUUUGGUAAAGAUGUCUAUCCGAGCAACUUCCAGAAUGGUGCACUUAAAGGUGGAGCAACACUUAACCCAAAGAUUCCGUUGAGUGAGCAAGAGGACCUCAUCGUUUGGAUGCGGACUGCAGCACUUCCUACGUUCAGAAAGUUAUAUGGGAGAAUAUACUUUGACCUCAAGGAGAAUGACACAAUAACAGUGAGAUUGAAUAACAACUACAAUACAUAUAGCUUUGGCGGCAAGAAAAGACUGGUCCUCUCCACUGCAACCUGGCUUGGGGGCAAGAACGAUUUUCUUGGCUUUGCGUACCUUAUAGUUGGUGGGCUCUGCAUUUUCCUGGCAUUUGCAUUCACCUUGCUGUACUUCGUAAAACCAAGUACUUCCAUAGGAGCACCUUCUAUAAAUUUUGGUGGACUAGAACCAGACAACCAGCUGUUCUGUUUUACUACUUUGCUGACUUUGGUCCUUCACACUGCUAUUUUGCUUAUCGUGGACUUCUCUGUGCUUGCUAAAGCAUCUGUCUAUCAUUAUUUUUCAUUGACACCCUACACGAGUGGAAAUGCUAAUCCUAUCUGUGGCUUCGGCAGGAAACUGGGAGACCACAACUACUUAUCCUGGAACAGACACCCCGCAGGACGCUAA
Miscanthus lutarioriparius is the source of this 1269-nucleotide messenger RNA. The record is from the annotation of a GenBank genome assembly. NCBI's taxonomy places the organism in Eukaryota, Viridiplantae, Streptophyta, Magnoliopsida, Poales, Poaceae.